AAACUUGAAUUCAACAGAUAGCGGCUAGAAUUUUCUUCGUGUGAUGCUGCUUCAACUGUGGUUACCGGUCGUACAUAAGCUGUGAUCAACUUCCCUGCCCUUGCUCUAUCUUUGACCGAACCUAUGUCCCUACCCAGUUCGAUCCUGACUGACGACGACUCCCCACCCGGCCCCGGACCGAAGCUCCUCCAGCACGGCAGCAACCGGAGUCGAGCGCCGCAGCCUCGCCGGCGGGGAUGCAGGGGGCAGGAAAGCUCCUUGUCGGCGCCGGAGGGUGACGACGGCAGCCGAAUGCUGUUGGACAAUCCGACAGUUGCCGCCCUCUCAGCGCUCCUUGCCCGCUCCGCCUCCCUAUCCGCCGCUGCGGCACUCCACGCCCGUCUCCUCCGCUCCUCACGCCUCUUCAGCCACCCCUUCCUCGCCAACUGCCUCGCCGCCGCUUACUCCCGCCUCGGCGCCACCCCUGCCGCCAUCGCCCUGCUGACCCACGCGCCCAGCGACGCAGCCAACCGCUUCUCGCACAACAUCCUCCUCGCCGCACUGCUCAAGUCCCGUGACCUCCCGGCUGCGCGCAGGCUGUUCGACGAAAUGCCUAUGAGGGACACCGUCGCCUACAAUUCCAUGAUCUCUGGCUACGCUCAAAGCGGGCACGCCGGCGAGGCGCUCAGUCUUGCGCGCAGGAUGAGGGGGCUAGGCGUCAGGCCUAGCGCCUUCACCUUCUCCAUUGUCUCGUCGGCGGUCUGCUCUGCUCCCCACGGGAUGCAGGUUCAUGCAGCUGCCGUCCGUCACGGCUCUGCCCAACACAACGCCGUAGUGGGCAACACGCUUGUUGACAUGUAUCGGCGUGUCGGUCUCUUGGAAUAUGCCGUGCGCGUCUUUUGGAAUAUGAAUGAACUGGACAUCGUUUCGCUGAAUUCUGUCAUGUCAGUGUACAAGGAUGAUGGCCAAAGCAAUGCAGUGUUUGAGUGCUUCCGGUUGACUAGAAGCCAUGGGCUUUCGGUUGACGAAUGCAGUGUGUCAACGGUGCUUACCGCGUGCACAGAUAUCGAGGAUUUCGCUAAGGGUGACCAGCUCUUGGCCCUUUGCGUCAAAACAGGACUCCUGUCCAAUUCUAUCAUUUGUAGUGCUGUUAUCGGCCUGUUGUCCAUGUCUGACAGACUACCUGAUGUUGUCAGGCUUUUCGAGGGAUUAACAAAAUGGGACUCAGAAACAUGCAACGCAAUGAUAUCGUGUUAUGCCAGGAGUGGUUUAAUGGAGCAAGCUCUGGGCCUCUUUGUGAUUGCUCUGCGAAAUGCUGUUCUUCCAACUGAGUUCACUUUUGCGAGCGUGCUGAGAUGGAGUUCGUGUUUUGGUCUGAUGGAGCAGGGCACUCAAAUCCAUACGCUGGUAUAUAAAUGUGGGUUUGAGGAUGAUAUGAUUGUUGCCACUGCUCUCGUUGACAUGUAUUGUAAGUUAGGUUCCUUGAAGCAUGCCAGGAAACUCUUCGACAGUGUUUGUGUCAAGGAUUUGGUGUUAUGGAAUACAAUGAUCAUCGGUCUAUCGCGGAAUGGGGGAGGUAGGGAAGCUCUUGGAGUGUUUUGGUGGAUGCUGGACUGUGGUGUCAAGCCAGAUAGAAUUACUCUUUUCGGAGCUUUAUCUGCUUGUAGCUUGGGGGGUCUGGUUAAUGAAGCAAUGGAUAUAAUUUUCCUGUUUAAAGCCAAGUACCAUGUCGUGCCUGGCCUGGAGCACUAUGCAUGUGUGGCUGACAUGUUAAGCCGUGCAGGAUUGUUUAGAGAGGCAGAAGAUUUAGUCCAGAACAAGUUGCAGAAGUGCAAUACUGCUGCUCUCCUCAAUAUUCUUGAGGCUUGCAUGAUUCAAGGGGAUUUUGCCAUGGCAGAGUCAAUCGCAGAGAAUAUGUUGAAACUGAAGCCUCGGUCAUCACUGCCGUACACUGUUCUGGCUCGUACCUAUGGUGCAAGAUGUAAGUGGGAAAGCAUGGCCAGGAUGUGGAGGUCAAUGGAAGCUUUAGGUGCAAAGAAGGUUGGGGAAUGUAGCUGGCUCUGCAUCAAGAAUGAAAUUCAUGUGUUUACAUCUGAACAAAUAUUGCAUCAAGGAAGUGAAGUUACGUAUGCAGUUUUAGAUCUAUUGUUCUGGGACAUGAUGGAUCACAUUUAUGCUCCUGGUCGUGUUGGUACAAUUCAUACACAAGAUCUCAAGAAGAACAAGGGAUUUGAUUGCCAUCCGCAGUUCUUGGAUUGCACUCUGUGAGCUGUGCAACUAACGUAAUUAUUCAGCUAGGACCGUCUCACAGUGGUCAUGUGGUUACCUUGACUUGAUAGCAAGGCAGCUUAAGCUACAGAUUGUUAAGCAAGCACUACGAGCAUCAAGAAAAAGACAUUAUCCCGAGAGAGUGCAGAAAUCAGGCCAUCCAGUAUGUUGGCAAAGAACAGUGAUCAGGUUUUACUUCGUGUUCAUAUAUGGUGAUGUGUAUAGUAUAUUGUCUUAUAGAUUGAUUAAUUUACUUGACGUCAUGUUGUCUUACAGACUGAUUAAUUCACUUCACAUCUUUUUGCUACAGAUCUUGUGCGCAGGUGGGUGGUGAUCUCUUGUUAGAAUUGUAUAGGAUUUUGCCAUUGGGCGGGUACUUAGUGUGAUACUUACAUGCCCUUGUCGAUGCCACCACAGGUCAGAAUUGCACGUGGAUGGCAUCCAAUUAGGAGUAGGGCAGGCAACUGCCAUCAAGCACCUAUGGGGUUAUCUACAACCGAUGCUAGUGAUAAGCAUUUGGAGAGCUUACCUGACAUGGGGUUUGGCAGCAUGACGAUCAAAGAAAGGUCAUACUAAGUUUCCAAAGGUGCCGUUGCUUCUUGCAAGUUGCAACAUAUCUUGGCAGAUCAAUUCAGAAAACUAAAUAAGUACAACCUUCGUCCGGAAUUAAUUGACGCUGAAAUGAGUGUAUAGGGAGUACUAGGUUAUAAACUUAUAAUGUCAAGUAUACAGCUCUAUGCAGAAUACAUUUUCAAGUAUGCUGAGUGCAGGCCGUCUUGCUUUGUGUUGGCACUAGUGUACAUGGAGAGAUAGCUAGCAACCAAAUGUGUAGUACAUGACGCCCUUUCAAUGUUCAUCGCUUGCUAAUUACAGGUGUGGUGGUUGCUGCCAAAUUCACGGAUGAUGCGUUUUUCAAGAGUGCAUUCUACGCUAGGGUGGGAGGAAUCGGCGCAUUCGAGAUGAAUCAGCUUGAGUUGGAUUUUCUGUUUAAUCUGGACUUCUGGUUGAAAGUGAACCUGGAGACAUUUGGGAACUGCUGCUUGCAGCUGGAGAAACAUGCCCCGCGGUGCGGUUCAACCGAGACUGCCGGUUCAGGUUCCUCGUGUCAAUGGAAUAAAUGAUUUGAUCUAUAGCGGUAGCGCCGACGAGUCCAAGGAUGUAGCUGAGCAAUCUAUGUAGGGCCUACAGUUUUUACAAAGCUUGGGACCUGAUUACUGAUUAUUGUUUUAGAUCUGACAUUUGUGCAUUCAGAUAGCAUAAAUUAUUUUACUAGACAACAGUUAAUUCUUAUACACCACUCUGUUCAUCUGUUUAAAUUUUCACCACCGUGUUGGGGAAUAGUAUUCAGUCUCCUAUGAGAAUACCAGUGAUAUGUUGCCAAGUAUCCUGUUGACAGA
Messenger RNA from Hordeum vulgare subsp. vulgare (domesticated barley), 3644 nucleotides. RefSeq names its product pentatricopeptide repeat-containing protein At1g43980, mitochondrial. The transcript has 2 exons. Gene Ontology annotation, molecular function: RNA binding; protein binding. The coding region runs from base 124 to 2247 and encodes 707 amino acids. The record is from RefSeq and is a predicted model, not a curated record. Lineage: Eukaryota; Viridiplantae; Streptophyta; Magnoliopsida; Poales; Poaceae. Gene Ontology annotation, biological process: RNA modification.